UCGAACAUCGUAAAAUUGGCUGCGAUUGGUUGUGCUCAAGAAAGAAAAUUUUCGUCAUAUCUGCCGCAAUUGUAAUUCGACUGAGAUCAAAACAAAUAGCACUUUUGCGUAGCUGCCAAAGAGCAAAAAGUGAAAAUAUAGAUUAAAGACUUUUCUGUGGAAAAACGUCAUAUUUUUGGAAGCCAAUCAUAGUUUUUAAGAACCAUUCCAUCUAUAAUUGGAAAAUCAAAACCAACUGAAUUUUGAAAUUCGAGAGCGUCUCAUUAAACGGAAACCAAUACACGUAAUUAAUAAUGUCGUGGCAGGCUGGCUCAACGUAUCAAGAUCCUAACCAGCAAUACUUUGGCGGUUAUCCUCCUCAAGGUGGCUAUGCACCGCAAGGCGGCUAUCCACCGCAAGGGGGUUAUCCACCACAAGGAGGCGGUUACCCACCCGCAGGGGGUUAUCCACCAGCAGGAGGCUACCCACCUGGUGGAUACGCACCACAACCCGGCUUUGUCGUUCCACCUCCACCGGGCAGCGGCUAUGGAGCAUACGACGAUCCUGAAGGUCAACCAAAGAAUUUCUCUUUUGACGACAUGAGCAUACGUAAAGGAUUUAUUCGUAAAGUCUACAUAAUACUUAUGGGUCAAUUGGUUGUAACCUUUGGCUUUGUGGCACUGUUUGUAUUCCAUAAAGGCACCCAAGAAUUUGCAAGAAACAAUCCAGCUCUCUUCUGGGUAGCUUUGGCCGUUUUGCUUGUAACAAUGAUUUGCAUGGCCUGCUGUGAGAGUGUACGUCGUCAAACACCUAUGAAUUUCAUUUUCCUCGGUUUAUUCACACUAGCAGAAUCGUUCUUAAUGGGAGUAUCCGCCAGCCGCUAUGCACCACAAGAAGUACUUCUAGCUGUUGGAAUUACAGCCUUGGUAUGUCUGGCCCUUACACUAUUUGCCACUCAAACCAAAUAUGAUUUCACCAUGAUGGGAGGUGUAUUAGUUGUGGCAAUGGUUAUUUUCCUUGUAUUCGGUAUUGCGGCCAUAUUCAUCAAAGGAAAAAUUAUAACACUAAUUUACGCAUCCAUCGGCGCUCUACUCUUCUCUAUUUACCUCAUUUAUGACACACAACUCAUGAUGGGCGGCGAGCAUAAGUACUCGAUUAGUCCUGAGGAAUAUAUUUUUGCUGCGCUUAAUCUUUAUCUGGACAUUGUAAAUAUCUUCAUGUACAUUUUGACAAUAAUAGGCGCAUCCAGAGACUAGGAGUAAAUGUAUCAAAAGCAUUCAUUGCUUAAGCGGAUCAAAAGAUCUGGCAAAAAUUAAUUGCAUAAUCAUUUUCUAUUACUUUCCAUUUUCGAAAUUUUUUCCAUUAUAAUUAUACAUGUACACCUAUUUUUGAACUUAAUCUAUAUGUGCGUGUAUAUUUUGUGAAUCUCAAACCAAAUUAACUUUUUUCUUUUGUAAAUUUAUACUGUGCUAAGUACAAAACUUUGAUUAUAUCAUUAGUGCAUCGAAAUUUUCUUAUUCAACAUUUUUCUAAAAUUAUAGCACAGUUAUAAAUACGAGUGGUGAUUUUUCCAAAACAAUAACACAGUGUAAAGACUACUAAUUAAAAAAAAAAAUGAGUAUUUCGCGUUGAAAAAGCAUUAAUCUCUUUUGAGAAGUAACCGUAAAAACCAGCAAGAACAUUGACCAAAAAGAAACAAAAAAUAAUUUAUUAAAACUGUUAUAAUAAUAUAUGUAUGUAUAUAGGGAUUUAUGCAGCUACUUAUGAAAUAUUUGUGUAAUGAACUAUUGUUUUGUUUAUUAAGGUACUUUUGUUUUUUUUUUAUUAACUUCUUAGUGGUAGUACAGAUUCAAAAUUAUAUAAUAAGAUGAACGAAUCUUGAAUAUUUUAGGCUUCAUACUUGCAAAAUACGAUAUUAAAAAAGUAAGCAUUGAAACGAAACUAUUUGCUUAUUCCGAGAAGUGAAGUUGUUGUUGUUACCAAAUCAUAGUCGCUAUUGAUUUACCGCGGAACGGUUUUCAAGCACGAAUUGCAAAUACAAAAAGUCAUUUAUUUAACAAUUUAUUGCGCUAUAUGUACGAGAAAGUCCUAUUGAGAAUUGAACUAAUGAAAGCCGUUGAACUCAACAUACACCAGUGUACAUUUUGUUGGUUGAUAACUGCAUUAAUGUAAUGUAAUAAUUAUAUAUAUAUAUGCAACUUCAAAAAAUAACUUACAAUAAAGUAUUUAUUCUAUAUAAACUUA
This is a messenger RNA of Zeugodacus cucurbitae (melon fly), 2223 nucleotides long. It is a transcript of the gene Nmda1, whose product is annotated as protein lifeguard 1. NCBI's taxonomy places the organism in Eukaryota, Metazoa, Arthropoda, Insecta, Diptera, Tephritidae. The coding region runs from base 294 to 1235 and encodes 313 amino acids. Gene Ontology annotation, cellular component: membrane. The record is from RefSeq and is a predicted model, not a curated record. The transcript is spliced from 5 exons.